UGACAGCAAUGAGGAUGACAAUGACUCAAUCAAGGUUCCCCGGACAGGUGGUGAUUGGAACAAGAGGCAAAAUCACAGCGAAAUUGAGAAGCGUCGACGUGAUAAGAUGAAUACAUACAUAAUGGAGUUAAGUAGCAUAAUUCCUGUUUGUACAUCACGCAAACUAGACAAGCUGACAGUGCUACGAAUGGCUGUACAGCAUAUGAAAAUGUUGCGUGGAUCUCUCAACUCAUAUACAGAAGGGCAUUACAAGCCAGCUUUUCUAUCUGAUGAUGAACUGAAGAGCUUAAUUUUAGAAGCGGCAGAUGGUUUCUUGUUUGUGGUUGGCUGUGAUAGAGGUCGCAUUUUGUAUGUAUCUGAGUCAGUAUAUCAGACUCUUCAUUAUAAUCAGAGUGAAUUACUAGGUACAAGUUGGUUUGAUAUAUUACAUCCUAAGGAUCUGACAAAAGUCAAGGAGCAGCUUUCCUGUUCUGAUAUAAGUCGUCGGGAAAGGCUUGUUGAUGCAAAAACAUUGUUGCCUGUCAAACCUGAUGUGCCUCAGGGUCUCACAAGGCUCUGUCCUGGAUCACGCAGGGCUUUCUUUUGCCGUAUGAGAUGCAAAUCUACUGCUGUGUUGAAGGAAGAAGCUGAUUCCUCAACAGGCUGCCAGAAAAAGAAAUCAAAAUCUCAGAGUUCAGAUAAAAAAUAUAGCGUCAUUCAUUUCACUGGCUACCUCAAGUCGUGGGCUCCAACUAAGGAUCCGUUAGAGGAGGAUUCGGAGGGUGAUUCAGACUCCUGCAAUUUAUCCUGUUUGGUUGCUGUUGGUAGAGUGCACCAGCCAAUUUUAGCAUCUGGUAUGCAUGAGGCAAAUAGGCUUGGUCGUGGUGCUCCUGCACAAGCUGUGGAUUUUAUUUCUAAACAUACAAAUGAUGGAAAAUUUGUAUUUAUAGAUCAAAGGGCAUCAUUACUGCUUGGCUGGUUACCACAAGAAUUGCUUGGAACAAGCAUGUACGAAUAUUUUCACCAAGAUGAUAUACCUGUGUUAGCUGAAACUCAUAGGUCAGCUUUGCAAAACUCAGAAAGUUGUAGCACUCAGGUUUAUCGUUUCCGCACAAAAGAAGGAUCCUUUGUUCGAUUACAAAGUAAUUGGAGAACCUUUAAAAAUCCUUGGACCAAGGAAAUUGAGUACAUCAUUUCUAGGAACAGUGUUAUAACGUCAGAAGCUGGCUUGGUGGAAAGCACCAUGGCUAAUGAAGCAGUUUCCCAGUCAUACAGUAAUUUCAAUGAAUUCCUCAGUUCACCAGAUACAAACCAUCUUCAAGAUACAUCAUCUCCAGGAAAUGCUGGAUCAUCAAAUAGCAGUAAUCGUCUCUUGGGUGGAGGAAUCCAGGCUGGUAAGAUUGGGAGACAGAUUGCUGAUGAAGUGCUUGAAAAUCAACGGCGUAAUGACUCCUCAUCAAACAGUCCAGUAUCUCCAUUUGAGGGGAUUUUGGGAUCUGGUGCUUCUGAGAGAUCAUUUGCUGCAUUACUUAGGAAUAAUGUGAAGAGCGAGGAGAGUGAUAGUAGUCGCCCAUCACAAGGUGGAAACAAUCAUCGUGUAUCAAGUGGCCACAAUGCAUUGUCACAAAGCAAUGACCGAACAUUGUAUAAUCACAACAAUAAUCAUGGACAACCCGUGUCAAAUGAAGGUGAUCUUAUGGAUGUUGUUGGUGGACGAGAUUUGGAAACUGAUGGAACGAGUGACUCAGAUGAAGCAGCUAUGGCAGUAAUCAUGAGUUUAUUAGAAGCUGAUGCAGGUCUUGGUGGUCCAGUUGACUUUUCUCACCUUCCAUGGCCACUACCUUAAUGUUAGCAGUUUUACUGCUAAUGAAUUCUGAUUUUUAUUUGGAAAUAUGAACAAACUUUAGUCAAUUCAGAUUGGAAAACUCCAUCCAGACAUCUAGCGGGACUUGCUGGAAUGCCAUUUCAGAGAGCACUUGUUAUUCUCCCAUUCAUUCCUUUAGGUUUUAAUUUUUUCUAGCAGAAGGCUCAAAGCUUACAUGCUAGGUGGUAGAACUUACCAAUUAAAGCUUUAUAUAAGUAAAGCAUGUUGAGUACAGAUAGUUAGCAUAUGAAAGUCUCUCAUGUAAUGUACUGAAAUCUGAUGCUUAACUUUAGACAAUUUUGAUAUUACAUAUCAGGAGAUUACUGUGGUCAGCAGGAUGGUGCCAUGUCUAAAAUUUUUAAAAUACAAUUUAAUUUAGAAGCUACACAUGCUGGAUUGACUGAUCUAACAUGUUUCAUCAUGUAACAGUUAAUUCUUCACUUAAUUUGAAGUUAAUAGCAUGUUUGUAUUGUACUCAAGGGUUUGACAAGGUUAAGUGAAAAUAUUAUUUUGUUUAAAAAUAGCCGACUGCACUCUUAUUCUUUUCCCUUUUAUGAAAGAUAUAAAAAAUUUUAUGUAUGUACUGAACUUAAAAAAUCAGGUUAAUACAACUGAUUAAUUUUAGCAGGACUUGCAAUCAGCAUUACUUUUCAGUACUAUUACUCCUCUUGAAAGAGAAGUGGGAGAAUGCUGAAGGUGAGGGGCAUUUGUUUACAAAUGGAAACCCAAAUGGAUAUGUGCAAAGCUCCAUUAAGUCUAACCUCACAAGUUUGCAAAUUAUCCUUGGUAUGCAAUGAGGUAGGACCUAAUGAAGUUUAUUGGGUAUUGCUGUAAGAUAUUUGAAAGGGUAUAAAUUUGUGAUAUAAAAAAAAUAACAGUUAAUGAAUGUAUGUAAAUGCACAUGAUUUACGUACUUCAGUGAAUAAGUUUAAGGUAAAAGUAAUAAUAUUGCUUGAAUAUUCAAAUAUAUUGCUUGACAUUAGCUUAAUCUAUAUGAAGCACUGUAAUAUAAAUUUCAGAGGCAAGUUGUUAUUGUUUCAGUUUGUUUAAAUUAUUUAAUAUAGUAUACUACUUUGUAUUUAUUUUCAAGUGAUUGGCCAUUGCAAUAUUAUUGCAAUUAACUGUUGGAUGUAGAUAUCAUGAAUAAUAAUAAGUAAUAAUAAUAAUAAAAGUAUUUAAUCCAGAGGUCUUGUUAAUGUAUUUAAUAAUAAUAAUUAGAGUAACGGAUAGUCAAGCAAAAAACCUUUCACUGAAAAUUAGAAUGUUUGGUAAAAGAAAAAAAAAAUUGGAGUUAUUGCUAGGCCAGUCAUAAAGGUCUUGUUAUGUUAACAGUGAUCACUAACCUUAUCGUGAUGAGAUUUAUAUUUGUUUAAUAUUAAGAGGCUUGAAACAGCAAAGUUCAGUUUGCACAGGUUUUGCAUGUGAAAUUUUAAUGUUAAUAUAGUAUUGAUGUUUUUUCAAGACAAUGUUGUCUCUAAAAUCAUGUCUUAAGAGUCUGAUACAUUAUACCAGGCUUGAGUAAAUAGAUGUAAAGAUAGCUAGUGAUAGAAUUGAAGUUAUACUUAAUCUAAAGUACAAAAGCUGCUGUGUAGAUAGUUACAGCCUGAUAGAUUUAUAUCUGCAGAAGAAAUACCAGUAUAGUUUUUUGUAAACCAUAAUAUAUUGUCCAUCUAUAUAAGUCUAUUUAGACUUGUUUUUAUGGUUUAGAUAUUUCAUUUAUGGGUGACAGGAAUUGAUCCCAGUGAGAAUAUGACAGUGCAAUUAAUUUUUUUAUUUUUUAUCUAUCGACUUUAUCAUAUAGUAUGUUUUAGUUUUAUUUACUUUAGUUAACACAAGAAAUUUUAUGUGUGAAGCAAUCGUAGUGAUGGUUUUCCAAACUACAAUAAUUCUGUCUGGUGUUUGACCAAUGUAUUCCUUCAUUUUCCAUCUAUGACCAAGUGCCCAGCUGGUAUAAAAGAUGAAGUAGCAAAGCAAAAAGAUGCCAUAUUAAUCUGAUUGUUCUUACAUUCAUUGCUGUAGUAUUUUCAUUCCAUUGCAAAGCAUACCUCAUUUUGUUCUUUUUUUUACUUCACAAAGUCUCCAUUCUUUUGGUUAUGUAGUUUUUAAUGCCUGGUUCUUAAGUGGCAUUUCAAGUACAAAUUUUCUGCUUUAGAUUUUGAAUACAAAUAAAAUAUAUGAAUAUAUAUCAUGUGUAAAAUUUGAAAAUCAAUACAGAGAAUUGGUAUCAGAACCAAGAAGUCCAGAAAAGUAAGAUAAUGAAAACUUUUAACUUAAAUUAAUAAUUUUUGUACAUAUUGUAAACUGCUAGGUAGGUUAUCUCAACCCGAACUUUAGGGAGUAUGGGUAAUAGGACAGUUUGCUUGAGUGUAUGAGGUAAUUGUGAUGCUGAUAUUCCAUUAAGUACUUUCAGAGUAGGUAUCAUGUGUAUCUUUUGAUAUGAGAGACUUUGUCAGUCCAUGGUUUUGUCAUUUUAAAGUUUAAAAGUUCUUUUGAAACAUACAAGUGCAAAUUAAAGUUUGGCCAUUUAAUUAUUACCAGGUUGUACCUUUGUAAUGCAUAUAAGGACAAGCAAAAUUUGUGUAAUUUACCCUCUUUUGACAUGAUGAUGAAAUUGUAUAAGUUGUUAACUAAUUAAAUCACCAUAGUCCAGUUUUAUGUAACACUAUUCUCAGGCCUGUCUGUUAUAGGAGUCUUCAGUUAUUAUAAAAAUAAUUUGUUGGGAGGGAUUCUGUCUGGUUAUAUGCAUCUCCUGUAUAGUAAGUAAACAUUUCAGUGUGUUCAUUUGUAUGAUAGAUGAAAUAUUUGUUAAAAUUUUAUAGAAAUUAUAUAGUUUUAUGUUGAAUAUUGAUUUAUGUAUAAGAUUUUAUUAAUUCUAUCUAGUCCCUUUUCAUUUAUAUAUAAACAAUUACUUAUAACAUAGAUUAUUUUGAUGUAAGAAAAUGUGACACUCGGUUAUUUUGUACUUCAUGCUGCAAAAGAGUGAAAGUGAUAAUCAUUCAGUCGAUUGUGUGGUGCAGCAAAAGAACGGAGAAAAACUUAGUAAGUGGUUUGGUUAAAGUUUUCUCGGUACAUUUUGUUCUAAUAGUUUGAUUCUGUUACAAGAAUGUGUUCUUAUUGAGAGAGAGCAGCCUUAAGGUGAUGUUUCAGUUGAAAUCUUACUCCAGUUUAGAGUGUGUAUGUAGUCGAUAUAUAACUUUUCAGGAUGAACAGUAUCCAUUUCAGUGACCUUAUUGGUCAUUUUUUUUUUUGUCUGCUGGUCUAUUGGUAGAACCCACUGUCAACACAAAAAGUGCAUUUAGUUCUUCAACAGCCAAGUUUGCCUUUUUUUAUCAUUGAUUACUCUCUGAGGGAAUUACGCUUCUUCUAUGUAGCACAUUGUUUCCUUUACUAAAUAAGAAAAGUAUAUCAAUCAUUUUCUAUAUUAUAUCUUCCCUUCUCAUUUUAUUUUUGCCCACUGAAAUGCAAAUUAGUGAUGGCUGCCAUAGAAUCCGAGAUUUUGCUUAGUGGUCAUAAGUAACAUCAUUGCCCUACAUUUCACACGAGAUUUUGAAUCUAUAAGAUUGGAUGUAGCAGUAAAAAUUGAUGGCAGGUGCUUAAUUGGUAGAUUAUUCAUCUCAGAGUGAAUGAAUUAGAGAAAUGAUUUUUUAAGUGUAAGCUCUUCAUGCAGUAGAAUUUGCUUACAAGUAGAGUCUUCUUUUAAAACUGUUUUGUGGUAUGUAUUUUAAUUACAGAAAUGUUUUGCAUUUAUAUCAGUUUGUGCAAUAAUUUGAGUUUCACUAGUUAUGUACCAUUUUUACUUUUCAUUAAUACUUUGUCGGUAAGUAUUGGGGUAAAUCCUGAAAUUACUUGUAGUAUGUAGCUGAAAUAAAAAAAAAAAAAUUUUGCAUACGAUUUUUCACUGUAUGUGAGGAUUCAUAAGGUGUGUUGCAAAUAGUAACAACAUUGGAGGUCAUGUAUAUGUAAUCAUUGCAUAGUUGAUAUAUGUGAAUAGUAUAUAUGCAUAAUCUGAUCUCUUGUACAGAUUUUAUUUAUUGUAUUUUAUGCGUGUCUAUGCCUUUGUCUUUUGUGUGAUAUAUUAAUAUUUAAUAUCUUUUUCUUUGUUGAAGCUCUCUUAAUGUAUGAAAUUGAAAGAUGUGGCAUGUAUAUGUAGUAGGUGUUAAUUUUAAAAAUUUAACUUUAUUGUAUUCAACUUAAAAUCUUUCUAUUAUUUUGUAUUUUUGUUAGAUUCCUUAAUUUGUUAUGCAGAUCUUUCAUUCUUGAUUAUAUGCAUAUGGCAGCAAGAAUCAUGAAACCACUGUUGAUUAUUCUUCUGUUGUUUUGCACUUUUUUUGUCACCCUGAUGUUAUUUAUUGUAAGUUUAUUAUAACAUUUUUAAGAGUUUUUUGUGUGUUCCAUUUUAGUUACGUGACUUACCUCUGGAGAAGUUUGUCUCCUUUUAGUCUUAAUUUUGUCAUUCAUAAGUUGCUUGCAAUUAGUGUUUCAGCAUUUUAUCAUGUAUACCAUUAGGUGUUUGGAAAGUAACUUAUAUCACUGAUAUUGUCAACUGUUUUAUUAAUGUAAACUUCUGAAACAUAGGGGAUGCCAAAGCAGACCUUAAAAUUAAUUUUUCUAGCUAGUUUGAAACUCUUUCAAAUCUUGAAGGCAUGGAUAGAGUAAUAGCAACUAAAUUGAGAACCAUAAUGGAUGUUGAUCUAAGUAAUAAACUUGUAUGUUAUACAUCUAUGAAGGUGGUAUAAUGCUAGCUGAAAGGUCAAGAACACUGUCAUUUUAAAGGGAUAGUAACUAAAUGCUGUAAAAUAAAAUGGAAACACAAAAUUUCAUUUAAUGGGUUUUUUCUCAAAGUAAUGGUUUCUCAACUUGAGUCCAUUUCCAUUCUUACUCAAGGCUAGCUUUAUGAAAGUCAAGUAUUUAACAUAUUUGUAUGUCUGGUUAUAAUACUUUAGUGUGGCUGAAGUUUAUGUCUUUCAAACAGUUUUAUUAGUAACUGCACCCUCUGAUUUUCUGUCCGCAGUUUAAUAAUAUCAUCAUUAUUAUUAUAUUACAAUCCAAGCAGCAAUCUUAGCUGGAAAAGUGGAAUGUGCCAAGCCAAGGGUCCCAAAUAGGGAGAACAGCCUAGAGCUGUACAGAAAACGAAACUGAAGGAAAAAAUUAAUUAUGAAAGAGAAGUAACAUUCAAAUAAAAAAUAUAUAACACUUAAGAUAAAUAAUGAAGUAAAAUAAGACAAAUAACAAAUAAAGUAUGGACUAAGACUCAUCUAACCUUAUCAACUAAAAAUAUUUACAUCAAGUCUGAACCUUAGAAGUUCUAAUAAUUCAACCACAUGACUAUGAAGAUUGUACCAAUAUUUGGUUGCACUAAGAAUAGAAUAAAACUUUGUUGUACUGGACCUCAUAAAAGAAAAGGUAAGACUGUUAAAAUUAACUGCAUCUAUGUUACCACAUUUCCACACCAAUGAAAUAAUUUCCCUUAAGCUUCAGUAUCAAAUUAAUCAAAAUUGCUUUUUACAUAUUUAUUAAAACAAUUUUAAAUAGAUUUAGGUAAACUUAAUUAGAUGGAAACCUAAAGCUGUCACUCUGUUGUCUACGUUCAACGUUUCAAUCAAAACAUCACUUGAUUGUCUUCUGCUGCUUCAUGAUUUGGCAUAAACAACAAUUUUUUGAUGCCUCAUUAUUCAGCCAUUAUUAUAUAACAUAUAUAUA
Molecule: messenger RNA, 7543 nt
Organism: Macrobrachium nipponense
Lineage: Eukaryota; Metazoa; Arthropoda; Malacostraca; Decapoda; Palaemonidae
Product: protein cycle-like
Biological process (GO): regulation of transcription by RNA polymerase II
Cellular component (GO): transcription regulator complex; aryl hydrocarbon receptor complex; nucleus
Molecular function (GO): RNA polymerase II cis-regulatory region sequence-specific DNA binding; DNA-binding transcription factor activity, RNA polymerase II-specific; protein dimerization activity
Source: RefSeq, a predicted model, not a curated record